AUGGCGUCAGGACUUGAAACCUAUGUUAAUCAUACUGUAUCUAUAAUCACGUCGGAUGGCAGAAAUUUUGUUGGAACAUUAAAAGGAUUUGAUCAAACUAUUAAUUUAAUUCUCGAUGAUUCACAUGAGCGAGUUUACAGUAUGACACAAGGUGUCGAGCAAGUUGUUUUGGGUCUCCAUAUAAUCAGAGGCGAUAAUGUAGCAAUAAUCGGAGAGUUGGAUGAUGAUGUCGAUUCUAAACUAAAGCUUAGAUCGAUCCGUGCAGAACCUUUAAGUGCUGUAACACAUUAA
Messenger RNA from Cotesia congregata, 291 nucleotides. The record is from the annotation of a GenBank genome assembly. NCBI's taxonomy places the organism in Eukaryota, Metazoa, Arthropoda, Insecta, Hymenoptera, Braconidae.